Molecule: messenger RNA, 261 nt
Organism: Meloidogyne enterolobii
Lineage: Eukaryota; Metazoa; Nematoda; Chromadorea; Rhabditida; Meloidogynidae
Source: the annotation of a GenBank genome assembly
AUGCCUGAUGAAGAAAUUGAGGCAAAUAUUAUAACAAUAAUUUCAUCAUUAUGUCAACAAAGAAAUCCAGCAUUGGGGCCAUUUAUUAAUAGAGCCGCUUUGAUGACCUUACCUGGAAAAACUUUUUAUUCAAUUAAUAUUAAUGAAUGGUUACCUGUUCCAACAGAAGUCGAAAUUAGAAAGGUCUCGUUUAAAAAUUUUAUUUUUACUCAAGAAGUUGAAGAUCCGAAUACGGUCAUGACAACCCUAAUUAAAAAAUGA